Lodderomyces beijingensis is the source of this 1407-nucleotide messenger RNA. Lineage: Eukaryota; Fungi; Ascomycota; Pichiomycetes; Serinales; Debaryomycetaceae. The record is from the annotation of a GenBank genome assembly.
AUGUCCCGUUUUCCCAGCAGUCUUGACGAUAUAACCGAUCCGUCAGACUUUAGAACGAGCAAGAUACCGGCACUAGAAGAGUUGGAUGUUUUGGAAAGAUGCUACAUCUGCAAGGAGUUUUUCAAUGCGCCUGUCAUCACGUCUUGCAAUCACACUUUUUGCUCGCAGUGUAUUCGAGAGUACUUGAUCACUAACAACUCGUGUCCCUUGUGCAAAAGCGAAGUUUACGAGAGUAAUUUGAAGAAGGAUGGACUUUUGGAGGAGAUUGUGCGAUGCUAUGCUAGGAUUCGGCCGUAUUUGUUGAGCGAGUUGAGAAGGGGUGAUGAGGGCGCCUCGCAUGAUGUUCUGAAUGCGGCAAAUGGCGGUGAGCUGGCCGACGCAGGGGCAACUGCUUUACGGAAGUUGGCCAAUUCCGAUGCUGUCGUUAGAAAUACCAAUGAGGAAGCAGGUGAUGAUGAUGAUGGUGGUGAUGAACCCGCGCUGAAACGGCGAAAAGUUGAUGUUGUUGAACCUAUUGAUGACGGUUUAGUUGCGUGUCCUGUUUGCUCGCGACGAAUGACGGCAGGAAAGUUGCAAGGUACGCAUUUGGAUGCUUGCUUGAGUGGCCAAGCUUCCAAGCCGGCUAGUCCGCAUCCCGUGGGCAGGUCUAAAAAGCAACCGAUUUCAUCAUUUUUUCAACAUGUAAAUACACCCUCGCCUCCCCCGGCUCCACUGGCUCCACUGGUGUUGCCCGUUUCGAAAGACCUUUCAGCUCGUCUUGAAGAAAGUUCCCGACACCCUCCAAAAGAAGCCAAACGACUAGCAAAACUAGACUUUGCCUCACUCAGUACCGUGAAACUAAAAGAAAAAUUGGCACAUUUGCAUCUCCCCAUGAGUGGCAAUCGCAACCAACUCGAGUUGAGAUACAACCAAUAUUUUGUUCUUUUCAACUCCAACAUUGAUAGUAACCAUCCCGUACUGGAAAGAGUGUUGCGGCAAAGGCUCCACAAGUGGGAACUAUCGCAUCUGAGCUUUAGCAAAAAAAGCGGCAGUUCUGGGUUUGGCAAUGGACUGCUUAGCAGUCGCUCGAUUAGCGAUAAGAAUUUCCUGGUCAGUGAGUGGACUAGUGAGUAUAAGCUGGAAUUUGACGACUUGGUGAAACUGGCGAGAAAAUCAAUGUCGAAUAAAGUUGCCCUGAAUAAGGAUGGCAUUUUGAAAAACAAGGAAGAACAAGAACAAGAACAAGAACAAGAAGAGGAUGGAACGACUGAUGUUCAAGCCGAUGCACAAAGUGAGUCAAAAAGUGAAUCCAAUGGGCAUUCUGGUGAAACUCAUGCAGAGAAGGAGCCUCAACCUGGAGAAAGCGUGGAGAAAGCAACAGCUGGUGAAGUUCAAGAUCUAGAGAGUAGUUUUCUUUUUGAGGAUUGA